UUCGUCUUUGUUGGUCGGAUGCUGCUUAGCUGCAGGAGGUAUCUGACCCCCACCCUCACCCCCCAGGACUGGUUCAGGACCAACUAUGUCAUGAAAAAUAAUGAUCUGUAACUUAAAUCGUCAAAACUAGGGUCUGCUCCGAAGUUUGCCGUCUGCGUAAAAGUGCGAGCUUGGAUUUUACGCACACCGGACCUGGUACGGUGAAUUCUCACACUCUAUGUGUGAACAUUUGUGACGCGGAUCGUAAAUGAGUUCAUCAGAGGGGAGGCUUUCUCCGUGAUUCUCCCUCCGUGAAACUGUCCACCUCCUGCGCCAGCCCUCCGGCUCGCGCGCGCGCGCACAGGUCUGCGCUUGCUCUGCUUCCCUGCUGAUCCAUGAGGCACUGGUUGCGAAGCCGAGCUUCAGGCUGCGCGCUGACACCCCCACCCCACGCGUGGCAGCGUUAACCGUAAAGUUAUGCUGAAAUGUGUUUCAGCCGAAUAGAUGAAACAUGCACUUCUGGAUCUGACUGCGGACGGAACCGGCUCCUCCACGCUUCCCCCUGAUGAAGUUGGGCAAGCCUGUGGACCGAGAGAUGGAGAUGAACCCUCUGUUCUUCACGGGGGCUCACGUGGUGUGGGCGCUUCUUCUCACUCCGGCAGUCUUUUGCUACGAUAAGAGCCACGCCCAUGCAGAGGAGGAGCUCUUCCAGACUCUGUUCACCGGCUACAACAAGUGGUCCAGACCCGUCCCCAACAUCUCUGAUGUGGUCAUCGUCAAGUUUGGACUCUCCAUCGCGCAGCUCAUUGAUGUGGAUGAGAAGAACCAAAUGAUGACCACAAAUGUUUGGCUGAAACAGGAGUGGAACGACUACAAACUCCGCUGGAAACCGUCCGACUACGACAACGUGACGUCCAUCAGAGUCCCGUCAGAACUGAUCUGGGUUCCAGACAUAGUCCUCUACAACAACGCUGACGGGGAGUUUGCUGUGACCCACAUGACCAAAGCUCACCUGUUCCACACGGGGAAAGUCCGCUGGGUUCCUCCUGCCAUCUACAAGAGCUCCUGCAGCAUCGAUGUGACCUUCUUCCCCUUCGACCAGCAGAACUGUAAGAUGAAGUUCGGCUCUUGGACCUACGACAAAGCCAAGAUCGACCUGGAGCGGAUCGAGAACACCGUGGACCUCAACAACUACUGGGAGAGCGGCGAGUGGGCCAUCAUCAACGCCGUGGGAACCUACAACACCAAGAAAUACGACUGCUGCCACGAGAUCUACCCGGACAUCACCUACUUCUUCAUCAUCCGGAGGCUUCCUUUGUUCUACACGAUCAACCUCAUCAUCCCCUGCCUGCUGAUCUCCUGCCUGACUGUUCUGGUCUUUUAUCUGCCCUCAGACUGUGGCGAGAAGAUCACGCUGUGCAUCUCUGUGCUGCUGUCGCUGACCGUCUUCCUCCUGCUCAUCACCGAGAUCAUACCAUCCACCUCGCUGGUCAUUCCUCUCAUCGGCGAGUACCUCCUCUUCACCAUGAUCUUCGUCACGCUGUCCAUCGUCAUCACCGUGUUCGUGCUGAACGUGCACCAUCGCUCCCCCAGCACCCACAAGAUGCCGCGCUGGGUCCACACCGUCUUUCUGGACCUGAUCCCGCGCUGGCUGUUCAUGCGCCGGCCCGCCCCCAACGGCAGGCGCCGCAGGCUGCUGCUCCUCCAGCAGGAUGGGGCGCUGGGGCGUCUGCAGCCCCGGGUGUCCGCACUGGAUAUCAGCACCUCCUCCACCUGGCUGAGGGAGGGGGCCGUGCUGGAAAAGACUGAGAGGAGCUGCUAUGAGGAUCUGGAGCUCGGGACUCUUCAGUCCUACUUCUCCUUCCGUCCUCCUUCACCCAGACCUCCGGGGCAGACCCCCCCACAGCAGCUGAAAACCCCCCAGAACAGCCAGAGCUGGCGUGAGGGGGGCGGAGGCCCCAACAGACAGAUGGGCGGAGCCAGAGUGGAUUCCCCUAAAGUGCAGUGUGCCGAGUCGGGGUCUCUUCUUUCCCCCUGCGUCAUGCGUGCGUUGGAGGGGGUGCACUACAUCGCAGACCACCUGAGGGCUGAGGACGCCGACUUCAGUGUGAAGGAGGACUGGAAGUAUGUUGCCAUGGUGAUCGACCGCAUCUUCCUGUGGAUGUUCAUCAUCGUGUGUCUGCUCGGGACAAUCGGCCUCUUCCUGCCGCCGUGGCUCGCCGGCAUGAUUUAAGGUUUUUGGGAAACUGUCAAAGGAAAACUAAAAUUCGGAUUCAGUUUGUCAUCAUUAAAGAGGAUGCUGCAGUUUAUUCUAAAUUUUAAGAUGCUUUAGUCUGAUGGGCUUCUUCCCAUCAGAAAUAAACAUUUGAGGAGAGAGUCUCUAACUGCAACGGACUCUUUUCUGGAUUUGAUCCUUUUCUUCCAUUUUCAUUGACAUGCUUCAUGUCUCAAACUCUGUCAAGUUUUCUUUCAUCAUGUCUUCCCGGCUUUGCCACGACCUCCUUACAUGUUGUUUAUCUGAUGCGAUACAUUUGGCGUCCCAAGCAGAAAUCUUCCAAUAAAUAUUUAUGUCUCUGAAUCCUGAGAGCCGAGACAAAUCACCUUCAGAAAAACGUUUUUACUCCAUAUUGAUGACUUAAAUAUUAAAGUAGAUAAAGAGUAGUGCUGUUUAACCAUGUAAAGGUGCAGGUAGAACCAUUUUAAAUACAUUAACAUGUUUAUGGUGAUGCCUUAAUUCAAGUAAACUCCAUCAGACACUCAAAAGACAUAAUUAUAUUAACAUUUAUUUUUUUUUGCAAAAUGGAACGAAGCCUGCUGGAGUCUUAAAGUUCACAUAAUUGGUGUCAGCUAUAAAAAUAAAAUGUAUGUAAUCAAUGUUUUGUUGUUUUCCAUAGCUUGAUUGCAUUUUCUAGGUUUCUAGCUGAAGUUAUGUACAGAAAAUCUGAAUAAAGACGCUUCAGAGGAUCCGUUCCCGCUCAUUUCAGUGAAGCAGCCACUUCUGACCUCUAUAGACUCUGUUUUAUCUCCCAACAAAACCAGACCUCCAAUUAUCCCAUCCAAACACAGGAGACAGCACUGGGAAGGCCAGGAUGUCCUUAUCUAAACGCCUCAGGUCUCAGUUUCAAAUGAGUCAAAGGACACAAACAGAAGACACAAAAGAAGGGUCUGGUUCAGUCAGGAGGAUAAACAGCUGUUAGGUUGGAGUGUUUGCUGCUGCUUCUGCUUUGCAGGGAGUCUGAGCUUAUUUUUAAGCUUCCAGCUGCUCUUCAUCGGGUUUGGAACAAACCCUUUCUGUUCAAUUGUUGGUUUGAAAAAGCCUUAAUUUAAGAUUUUAUUAUUAAAUACAUGUGAAGUUUAACUC
Oryzias latipes (Japanese medaka) is the source of this 3340-nucleotide messenger RNA. It is a transcript of the gene chrna2b, whose product is annotated as cholinergic receptor, nicotinic, alpha 2b (neuronal). Gene Ontology annotation, biological process: monoatomic ion transmembrane transport. Gene Ontology annotation, molecular function: transmembrane signaling receptor activity; acetylcholine-gated monoatomic cation-selective channel activity. The record is from RefSeq and is a predicted model, not a curated record. NCBI's taxonomy places the organism in Eukaryota, Metazoa, Chordata, Actinopteri, Beloniformes, Adrianichthyidae. Gene Ontology annotation, cellular component: postsynaptic membrane.